Molecule: messenger RNA, 2596 nt
Organism: Ilyonectria robusta
Lineage: Eukaryota; Fungi; Ascomycota; Sordariomycetes; Hypocreales; Nectriaceae
Exons: 6
Coding region: 27-2318 (763 amino acids)
Source: RefSeq, a predicted model, not a curated record
GGCUCAGCUCCAACAACACCAAGACCAUGGCCAAUUCGCUUGGAAACUCUGAAAACCUCAGUGCCGAGCUCUGGUACCGAGAGUUUAACCGCGGUCUUGACGAUAGCAAAACUCCCCCGGAACCUCGUCCGGACACCGACACCGUUGCAACCGCGGCGCAGCUCAAGACUGACUUUGUCGAUCACUGGGGCCACCUGCUCAAGACCGACAAGCAGUUCCGGAGUCUCAACACGUACAAUGAGCUCAUUGAAAACUUCUGGAACCAAGACGACAUCAUUGUGCAGACUUAUGCCGUUGCCGAUGGUCAGACAAUUCCCAAGGACAAGCAGAAGCCUUGGUUCAGAUCGGAGCUUCGCUUCUUGUCUCUUGUCAUUCCCACUGAUGCAGACCACAAGAAGGAUGCCAAAGCUCCCAUCACCAGCGUGUCAUGGGCCCCGUGGUUUGUCCUCAUAGCAGCAUCUUCAUAUAUCCACUCAGCGAACGAUAUUCUCCACAUCAUGAGUUGGUCGGACGAAGAUAGUCAGUUCCGAUACUAUGCCCGCGACCUCAUCAUGAACCCCAAAGUCAAGCACGGCGAACAUGGCUGGGUUUAUCUCUGCAGCUCAAUGGAUGCAUUCGCCGAAGACGGCAAGGCCUACAUGGGCCCUCUUAACGGGCACGUCAACGGCGGCCUUGUUAUGAAGGAAAUUCACAAGCCGUGGAUGCAUUGGCUCGUGGGAGGCCGAGGCGUCCAGGAUUUACUCAAUGAAACACUCCAAAAACAGCUGGGUGCGGCUACGUGGCUGACGCACCCCGGAUAUCCGCCUCUAUACGGAGCGAGCGUUCAAUCUGGAGAAACCCUCGAGAGAAUUGUGCUCGAUGCCUUGAGACACUGGUUCACCAGUCGUCGAAACAAGGAUUUCAUGGACAACGGCAAAGCGAAAGAGAUGCCCGACCACAUACAACGCUGGGCCGCUCACUUCUUUCUCUCAACAAGCAUCAACAUAGCUGCCACGUCCAACAACGCCAAUAUUAUCCCUAGCGACUUCUUCUUUGAGUACGAGACCCUGAGGGGAUACAGCGACCUCUUGCCAAACUCACACCAGCAAAACGUCACGUGGCAAAAGAUUCACGAGCUGCCUGAAAUGCCAAAGGCUCUUGUGGAAUGGAACAAGCGCCAGAUAGUUCUUGGGAACUCUCCGGCAACCAGCCAGGCUGAUUGGUUCAACAACUACUCCAUACCGUCGUUCCAGUACAAGGCGUCUUCCUACAUGUGGGCGUCACGCGAGCUCAAGCUCUGCACGCUGCAAGAGGUGACACCGGACGCGUCUGAGAUCACAUUUAAGCGCGACACGUUCGCCGGCGGCGUGUUCAUGGGAACGCUGGAGAAUGGCGAAGAGCGCAUCGACGGAGGCGAAGAGAUCCAUUUCGCCAUCCAGCAGUGGGGCGAAGGCGACAACCCCUGGGUCAUUCUUCAAAGCUCCAUCGAAGACGCCAUGGGCGUUUGGAUGGCCCAGAAGAUGUUUCUCGGAGAGGACAAGAAAUAUGCGCGCUGUCAGCUGUUCUCCAAAAAGACGUUCAACGCCCUCCAGAUGGUCGACUUCUGGAACCCCAUCUAUUCGUGGAGGCGCGUGAAGCUGAUGCAGUACAUCCCAGUCCAGACCAAGCUCAAGGACGAGCCUGUCACUGAUCCCGAGGGCGGAGAGGACUACUACACUUUUGACCUCGAGGAACUGUUCAUUGCUGCCAUCGAAGCUCGUGUCGCAGUGGAUGGAGAGAGGGACUUGAAGUGCCUCCCGGAAACCCCGCCAGAGAUUCUUUUCCUCGAAAAUCUGGAGAGGCCUCUCAUCGAGCACCAGAUUCGCAUUUCCGACUAUACCACCAUGGUGUCGGAGCGGUUGGGAAAUUCCAAAUGGGUGUUGGAGUACAUGAAGCUGGCGGAAUCGCGACGACGCAUGUUCCGGCCGCUGCCAAUGAACUUCUUCGGAAGCAACUUGCCGUACUGUCUCGCCAUGAAGACGGAUGACCCAUGGCUUGAGAUGACAGAAGGUGGCGCCGUGCGGGAGAUAUCCAAAUACGGCACAAGAGUUCUCAAGGAAUGGCUGGGAUCAUUGGCCGGAAACGACCCGAAGGUUCUUCCUGGUCCGCAUCACUCGCUACAAGACCUCGUUUCGACAAGGAAGGGGAGAAUGGGGCAUGACAAGCCCGGAACGCCGCGAGCUUUCCUGCCGAGGCCGUCGACGAUGCGCAUGGCGUGUCAGCGGUCGAUUGCCAUAACGAACCCGGAAACUGAGGCGCGACGUGGUGGGUGUCCGUUUUUGAAUCGAGCGCCGGCGUAGUGGAGAUGUGACAGCUCUAGAUAUUAACAUGGUGGAACGGAUUUGAUAGCCAAUGAAACCAGGGGCAUUAUUGUAAUGCUGCGUCUCGUAUAACGAACCAGGUUGUCCCAUGCUCGAUGACUGAUGCGUCUCUGUAAUCUGCGUCCAGUCUGAUGUGACCUAAGCGGUGAAGUUGUGUACUGCUGCGAUGUUUUCAUUGUCGAUAGAUGCAGUCUUCGAAAUCCACGACAGGCUUGUAACUUUGGAUUGUUCAUGAAAGAGGCACCCAGGAAGUUCCG